AUGUGCUUAUGGAUUUACGUCUAUUCCCUCUACUUCCCGCAGUUGCAUAUGCCCCUUCGCGAGAACCUCACACCCAUCCGCGUGCUGCGCAACUUGGCCACUCAGUUGGCGGGAGCUGCUCGCAGCCUCGGCGCGGUACUAGUGGGCUAUCAGGGAGUGCGUGUCUUCAGUCCGUGCGCCCUUGGAACCCUCCUCAGCGCUGUCGCCAACCCUACCGGGCUGCUGCUCUCCUUCCUCGCACUGGCCAAUACUCCAGCGCAGCUGAAAAACUCUCUUCGUGCGAUAUUCUGUGUUAUCGGGGCUAGUCAUGCUACUGCUGCCGAGGUUAAACGUCUGCAUGGAUAUCAACUAAUGGCGGGAAUCCUGCGAAAGAAGAGUCAAUUUCUCGAUGAAGACGUUGUAGGUCUCGUGACGCAAUUCACCUUCAAUCACUUUCCUCCUGCACCGCCAUUCAAAGCUUGGGUAAACCUGCCCCCCAACUCACAGAAGGCACAAUUCAGCCUAAACGAGGACGCUUUCCGUGACCUCUUAUGCGAUCUGAAACUGUGGUUACGUCGACCCCCUCAGAACGAGGAUGAGACCCUUGAUUAUGCCCUCGUAUCCCAUCUUAUUGAGCAAAUUGCUUCUCAUUUCACUUGGCUUUGUAAUGAUCAUGCAUCUGUGGAGGCUAAAGCGUCAACGGAAAAGCUUGCCAAGUUGGUGAGCGAUUGUCUAUUUGACAGUCUUAUCUUUCUCAUCAUGGAUGCCGUCAACGGGAUGAAUAGCUGUAAUCCAACCAGCGUUCACUUCGGCCAGCUGAUCGCUGCGUCCAUGCGUCUCUUCGGCAUCGUCCUGCUCACAACCCCUACCUAUGGAGUACUUCAACUGCUCUGUGAUCAAAUGGUCAGCGUCCUGGGCUUCGACUGGUUUAACAUUUUCCUUUCUCCUAACCUCCACGAUGCCACUGCGGCCCACGCCUUACGUACCUUCUGUCUCGCCCUUCUCACUUUCAGCGGAGGUGAACAGAAGUCCUCCACUGACCCUGAAUUCACGGAUUUCCCUGGUUUGGUAGCGUUUCGGAAGGAGCUCUUCAGUGGUGGGUGGAUGCGGGUUUCGACGAAACGUGGACAGAUGGGUGGAACUGCCACUGGGGGACUGCCGUUCGCCACGGCCCGACUUUCCUCAGCGUACUCCAUUGAGGCCGUUCAAACUCGCAUGAGCAAUAAUGAUACCAAUGGGAGAGUCGAUGGAUUUCUCGCACUCUCGGCCCUCCUGGUGAACAACGCUGGAAUGCCCGAAGUCUAUGCCAUGCUGAUCCAUCUUCUACUAGGCAUCCGAACUCCCUUUGUUCCUGUUUCCAUGAAAAUUCCUCUUCAUCCUCUCGGCAUCUCAACAGGGGUGGCGGACUUUUCCGCAACCUCUGAAACUGUCAGCACCUUCGCUUCUACACAGCAGACAAUGCACAACUCGAAUCUCUUAGACAACAUCGCUUGUCCCGAGGCUGCUACAAUAAUUAUUUCGAUCCUCUCGGCUCUUAUGAGGACAACAGUCUGUCUCUCCCCAGAGUUUCUCACAGGUCUCAUCGACCUACUAGUCAUCAGUACUGUCUCUCAGGCAGCCUAUGGGACUCCAAAGCUCAGUCAGGAUGAAGUUUGCGAGUUGUCCUGGCAUCGAUUAGAUGAGCUACUGUUGAGUUUCCUGAGGACUAUCGUUGUGGACAGCUUUUCGUUGCCCCCCACUGCUCACCGACCCGUUCAUGUGGUUGAUGUAGUACUAGAGGCUGAACACAGUAGCUGCUCUUCAAAGCAACAGCACGAGAUUCAGACGAUGUUGAUGCGAAAUCUGAUGGAAUGUAUGCUAGCGAAGGAUCUAUUGUCAGAGUCAUGCCUUCUACUGCCUUCGAGGGGCUAUGCUCAACAUAUUCCUCAGAAUAUUGCUUACUUUGCCUGUCGGUUGGUGGAUAAACUCUGGCAGGGCUGUUUUCUUGGUUCUAUCAGCGAGAUAAUUGACUUCAUUACCCAGCUCAUCCAAAUGCUUGAACAGCAUCUACUGACCACUCUGCGAUCUACAUCUUCACCACGCCACUAUCCAUUCACUCAAUCUGCAUCUACUUCACCUCCAUCUCCGGCAGAUCCGAGUCUAGCACUCUCCCGUGCCUCUCUCUACCGCAGUCUAAAUCGCUCCGUCCUCUUCCAGCUUUCACGUCCCGUGCUCAAACAGAGGGAUCAAAAACUAGCAAUCUCCAUGCUUCAAAUUCUGCUCUCUGAUGACAGUCCUCUGAAUUCCUUCAUUUUUUCCUCCUUCAACUCCGCGGAUACCGAGUUUCCGGUGUGUCUAGCUCACCUACUUAUCCAACACGUUCAGAGGAAUCACCAAGGUUGGGUGAAUUUAGACCUUCAGGAGUCUUCUAGUGCUGGCAUAGCAGUGCAGAGUGAGAUGCAGGAAUUGGAGACGCCUGACUCAGUGCUCUACAGGACGGCUUUUGAUACAGAGGACUUUGAAACAGACGAUGAUGAGGAGAAGGCUCUCUUGGGUAGCUCCCCUCCACGACAGUCCCAGGGGCAGCGACAAGAACAAGAAGUUGAGGAGCAGGAAGACUUGCCAGCACAGCAGGAGGAAUUUGAGCAGUUAGCAACUCUGGCUCUAAAACUAUGGGAGCACUGUUAUAUAUGGAAUCAGAAGGUUUUUGUAGCCCUCCUUCCAAAUUCUCCGCUGUCUCAGCUGGCUGGAAUCCCCUCUUUACUUGAAUGGUCCGCCGUUCUGGAAGGACCCUGUAUCAUGAAAUGGACAACGUACGUCGAUGCAGAGGCCACAGGUUGCGGUGGCAUUGUCUCUCAAAACGCCGCAACUACUCCCACAUCCCAGUGGGGCCUUCUCUCUAUGUAUGGUCCCUCCACAAUCGAGCGUCAACUCGAGUCGACCAACAACAAGGUCACGGGUGCCGACCAACCAUCCUCCACCCCUCCCAAACCUCCCAUUAAAGGGUUCUCCCACCAACUAUCCAAGAAGCUCGGCCGAAUGAGCGCCAGUGUCCUGCGAAUGGCAUCUAACUCCGCUGUUGGUAGUGGUGGUGGUGGCGCACCCACGAUGGUCGGUGAAGUUAGCUCUGCCAGAUCCGUAGAGUCGCGAAGAAGUGGGCGUCAAUUCAGCCUUGUAGAAUCUGUCGAUGUCUCCGGUUCAAUGACCACGGGUAGUACCAGUGGCAGCGGUGAUGCCGAUUGGGUGCUUGUACCGAGAGUCCCUAUUGGUCUACCGCUCUUGACCAAGAAAUCGACUACCCUAUCUACCUUGAAGCGUAUCAGCAUGCAGGUGGAGAGUCCUCUAACGCUGGUAACUGAGUCCUUAGAGUGGAGUAAACAAAGUCAAGAGAGAGAUACAUCGUUUCUCUGGCGCGAAGUAGAGAUUGAGUGGAAUAAAAUGGAGGAUAAUCUUACCCAAGAGCGCUCGAUUUGGGGCCCAAUGUGCGCCGAUGAAGAUGUGGUGAAGUGGGAGCUGGAUCCCACUGAGGGACCCUGUCGAAUGCGAAAGAGAAUGCUACCAAAUCCUAACUUUUACCGACACUAUCCAACCAUCAGUAGAACCACUCAUGCUGUGAAUGAAGAGGUAAACGCUUCUUCAGCUAAUGAGGAGAGUGGGAGUACCCAGACUCCCGCAACCACAAGGAAACGCAGUUAUAUUGCACCCCAGAGCCUAGGAGCACGAUUUCGCUACCGUAGAAGACGACUCUUGCGAGGUCCUGAAGCUCCGAAGAAGGUGGAAGAGCAGGAGGCGGCUGUGGCGGAGGCACCGCCGAGUGACACCAUCGAUCAUAGCGGGGAGAACUUGACCUUUUCUGACAUUGCAGACAGCGAGGCGCUUUGUGAUACCCCAGGUAAUUCUGUUGAGGCCGAGUCAGUGGAAGAGGGGGGCGGGGAGGAAUGCGGUGAAGCAAUCGAAAACUCCUCCACGGAGUCUCUCGACUUGGGAUUGGACGACCAAGCAGCUCAACGGCAACCACCACUUACACCUUUGCAGCCACAAAACUCUCAGCACCACCAAUCAUCCACCGAUGGUGCUUCUAGGCAGUCGCUUCCUUCGAAAACAGCUUCUUCGUCCGCUUCUGAGGGUAGUUCCACGGCUCUAGAUCAGCUCAACGGUCACAUCGCCUUUAUGCGUCUCCUAGAGCCGGUUGAAUGCCUCUCCGCUAUCUACCGUUGCGCACGAAUUUGCGGUCUCGAUGUGCACGAGGGUCUUCUCCUUUUUGGAAGGAAUCACUUUUACGUGAUAGAUGGCUACACUCUCACGAAUACUCAUGAGAUUGUCAGUAUUGAAGCCCUCCCUCCAGGGAUGCAACACAAACCGAUUGUCCCCACUGGGUCCGAUACUGUAGCCGCGGCUGCCAUAACGCGCAGACAGGCCCACUCGUCUUCGACUUACGCCUCGGAUUUGGUCAGUUCUGGCGCAGUAGAUCAAAUUUCGGGAAAUCAAUAUUUCAAGUUUGCGUACGACAAGAUUCGCGAGGUGCAUCGUCGUCGCUAUCUCCUACAACAGACUGCACUGGAAGUGUUCAAUGCCGAUGGUCGUAACUUCUUUCUGGUGUUUGCUAAGGACUUCCAAAGCAAGGUCUACGAAUGGAAUUCACAUUUGUUGAGUAGUUUGCUUGGGGAAAAGACGGUUACUCAACGUUGGGUGUACCUGAUGUACCUCAACACUCAGGCAGGUCGCUCCUACAAUGACCUAAUGCAGUACCCCGUAUUCCCCUGGGUGCUGGCUGACUACACCUCUCUCCACCUCGACCUCUCUCGUCCCACCACCUUCCGUGACUUCACUAAACCUAUGGGCGCCCAGACGUUGGGCCGGCUGGCUCAGUUCCAGCGCCGCUUCCGGGAGUGGGAGGACCCCUCUGGCGAGACACCUCCCUACCACUAUGGCACGCACUACUCCUCUGCCAUGAUUGUCGCCUCCUACCUCGUGCGCAUGGAACCUUUCGCGCAACACUUUAUUAAACUUCAGGGUGGCCAUUUCGACUUGCCAGAUCGGAUGUUUCACAGCGUGGAGGAGGCCUGGCUGAGCGCCAGCCAGCAUAACAUGGCCGACGUACGCGAGCUCAUUCCCGAGUUCUUCUACCUACCCGACUUCCUGGUCAACUCGAACCACUUUGAUUUUGGAUGCAAGCAGAGUGGUAUUCGGGUGGACAAUGUUUUGCUGCCGCCCUGGGCUAAGGGUGAUCCGCGCGAGUUCAUUCGACAGCAUCGUGAGGCCCUGGAGAGUGAAUACGUUUCUGCUAACCUGCAUCAUUGGAUAGAUCUCAUCUUUGGCUACAAACAGCGUGGAGAGCCGGCGGUGCAAGCAGUCAACGUUUUCCAUCACCUCUUUUACGAGGGGAAUGUGGACAUCUACGCCAUUGACGACCCCGUGAAGCGUCGUGCCGUGGUUGGCUUCAUCAAUAACUUUGGCCAAAUUCCACGUCAAAUUUUCCGCAAACCUCAUCCAGCCAAGAAAAUGGUCGCCUUUCCACCUCUUUCACAUCCCACCAUUCUUAUUCCCGCUGGUAGUGGGAAUGGCGUUGGUUCUCUUCCCGAUUCAAGGACUAACAUACCUCCAGCUUCGUCCGCCUUCUUCUUUCACAAUUUGGAAAGCUUAAAGCCAAGUUUGGGUGCCGUUAGGGAACUACGUCACGCCGUAGGACAGAUCCUUCAACUGGAGCCGGGCAACCUGAAGGGCUUCUCCUUUAGCAGUGGCAGUGGUCUUAGCAGUGCCUCUCAGUUUGCCUCUGGGGGCCUCUCGACUCUCAUUCUUCCACCCAGUGGACUCUUCGGAAUUGGUGGUGGUGGUGCUGUUAGUGGAGGUGGCAAUGGUGGUGGCAGCGGUUCUAGUGGAGACUCAUCGGGAUCCAGUGGUGUAGCGGCUGGACCUAUUGUCGUGGUCGAACAGAAUAUGGUCCUGCUGCCACCAAACUUCACUCGUUACCUGGCCUGGGGCUACCCGGAUGAUAGCUUUCGCAUCUGCAGCCUCCUCGGUGACAAAGUGUUGCAGGUCUUCGAGAUGGUUAACUCCAGCCAGGUUCUCUGUGCUGCUGCUCCCAACGCCUCCACCAUUGUCACCGCUGGCAUGUCCGGAGUCGUCAAAGUGUGGCAGCUACGCAGCCCUAACGAAGAGCAGGGCAAACCCUUCUGCCCCUCUGACUGGAACGUCUCUGUCGAGGGGCACGGUCCCGGGGUUGUGUUUGGCACCACCGCGAGCAGUCUUCAGCUGACCGGGUGUCUCUACGGUCACACCGAUGUGGUCACCUGCCUCGCAGCCUCGGACAGUUUUAAUCUUAUUGUCAGUGGGGGCCGUGACUGUACCUGCAUUGUCUGGGACCUGCGCUAUCUUAUCUUCCUUCGCCAACUCGGCACUAGUAGCGGUGGCACCGCCUACAAGGCGCCCGUGGCUGCUGUCUGCAUUAGCGAGGCCACCGGCGACAUCGCGGUGUGCGCUGGCGCCUGGCUCUACCUGUGGAGUAUCACUGGAGACUUGGUUGCGUGUCUCAAUACUGCACCAGACCAGAGCAAUCAGAUCUACUGCGUUGCUAUGAGCACUCUUCGAGACUGGGACCCCGGUCACGUGGUCGUUACCGGGGGCUCAGACGGUUUUGUACGAAUGUGGGGCUUGGACUACGUCUGUGAGGAGUCGCCUGAUAGCACCACCUCGAAGAUUCCCUGUCCGUCUCUUACUUCCUCGAAUGAUUACGCAGCUCAGAUGAAGUGGCGACGCCAACUGACCCUGAGGGCCCACCUCACCGUGCACACCGCCUUCGAUCGAUCUGACACGGCACCAUUGCCGCUCAUGGCUCUAGCCAUCUCUCGCGACCAUCGCUCUGUUCUCGUCGGUGACGCCAAAGGCCGCGUUUUCGCCUGGUCCGUGCCUGGUGGUGGAAGUGGUGGCAUUGGCUCUGAUGCUAUAUCCGCCACUACCACUGGUGCCCAAUUCAGUGAAGAUGGAUCGGUAGGGGUGUGUGCCGCACCCGCCUGUGGGACGCGAUUCUCGCUGACGGAGCGAAAACACCACUGUCGCAAUUGUGGCAAGGCCUUUUGCUCAAGGUUAGCAUUGUCCUUCCGCGAAAAUGAAGUGGGAAGUGUCUAA
Molecule: messenger RNA, 7083 nt
Organism: Echinococcus granulosus
Lineage: Eukaryota; Metazoa; Platyhelminthes; Cestoda; Cyclophyllidea; Taeniidae
Product: WD repeat and FYVE domain-containing protein 3
Exons: 26
Coding region: 1-7083 (2360 amino acids)
Molecular function (GO): metal ion binding; protein binding
Source: RefSeq, a predicted model, not a curated record